Cicer arietinum (chickpea) is the source of this 2135-nucleotide messenger RNA. Its product is annotated as leucine-rich repeat receptor-like serine/threonine-protein kinase At2g14510. NCBI's taxonomy places the organism in Eukaryota, Viridiplantae, Streptophyta, Magnoliopsida, Fabales, Fabaceae. The record is from RefSeq and is a predicted model, not a curated record. Gene Ontology annotation, molecular function: protein binding.
CCAUCACCCUUCAACCCAACCCAACGGUAACCAAACCAAACAAAAUACUAAAACACAGAAACAAUAUAAUAAUGUUCCCAACUCUUUACCUCAAUUAAGACAUAUUAAUGUUAUUUGUGUUGUGCUGUGAAGCCGUCUUUGAGUCUGACCGGUAAACCCAGUUUCCCGCGUCACAAUAUUCUUUUCUUUCCAUCUUCUACAUUUCCUUUUUCUUCCCUCCCACUCCUUCUUCAAAGACUCUUUCAAACACUUUUCAUAACAACCCUUACUUACUCUUUCUUCUCUAUUUCAUUAAUUCCAACCAUCACCAUGUCCUUCCUCCUUCUCUUCUUCCUUUUCCUUUUCCUCACCCCCUCUCUCUCUCAAACAACACCCCCCAAAGGCUUCCUUAUCGACUGUGGGUCCCUAUCAAACACCCAAAUCAACAACCGUUCAUGGCUUCCCGAUUCAGCCUUUAUCACCACAGGCACACCCAAAAACAUAACCUCCCCCGUUCUUCUUCAAACUCUCAAAACCCUUCGCUCUUUCUCUCUUCAAGUUAAAAAAAACUGUUACAAUGUUCCCGUGUAUCGCGGUGCGAAAUAUAUGGUGCGGACUACUUAUUUCUACGGAGGAGUCAACGGUCCUGAUCAUCCUUCGCCGCCGGUGUUUGAUCAGAUCGUUGAUGGAACCCUAUGGAGCGUGGUUAAUACUACAGAGGAUUAUGUAAACGGGAAUUCAACUUUUUACGAAGGGAUUUUCUUAGCUAAGGGGAAGUUUAUGAGUUUAUGUCUCGGGUCAAAUACUUAUACGGAUUCUGACCCGUUUAUAUCUGCUUUGGAGUUUUUGAUUCUAAAGGGUUCACUCUAUAACACCACCGAUUUUACCAAUUUUGCCCUUGGUUUGGUUGCUAGAAAUAGCUUUGGAUUCUCCGGAUCACCCAUUAGAUAUCCUGAUGAUCAAUUUGACCGUAUUUGGGAGUCAUUUGGGCAGAGUAAUUCAACCAAAUCAAACACUGACAAUGUUUCUGUUUCUGGCUUUUGGAAUCUUCCACCUUUGAAAAUAUUUGAGACACAUUUAGGAUCUGAUCAAUUGGAAACCUUGGAAGUAAGAUGGCCUAUAGUAUCACUUCCAAGCUCAAAAUACUACAUGGCUCUAUACUUUGCAGACAACACUGUUGGGUCAAGAAUUUUUAACAUAAGUGUAAAUGGUGUACAUUAUUACCGAGAUUUGAAUGCGAUCCCAUCAGGUGUUGUUGUUUUUGCAAACCAAUGGCCUCUUUCUGGUCCUACAACAAUAACUUUAACUCCUGCUGCUAGUUCAUCCUUGGGACCCAUAAUUAAUGCCGGCGAAGUUUUUAAUGUGAUGUCUCUUGGAGGAAGAACUUCCACUCGGGAUGUUAUUGCUUUGGAAAGGGUAAAAGAGAGCCUCCGAAAUCCUCCACUCGAUUGGAGCGGUGAUCCUUGUGCGCCUCAGAUAUACUCAUGGACUGGUAUCACGUGCUCUGAAGGGCCUCAUAUCCGUGUCGUGACUUUAAAUUUGACAAAUAUGGAUCUAUCAGGAUCUUUAUCACCUUUUGUUGCCAAUAUGACAGCUUUGACUAAUAUCUGGCUUGGAAAUAACAGUUUAUCCGGACAGAUUCCUAACCUCAGUUCACUAACGAUGUUGGAGACACUGCACUUGGAAGAUAAUCAAUUCAAUGGAGAGAUUCCAUCAUCCCUAGGGAACAUUGGCAGCUUAAAAGAAGUAUUUUUACAAAAUAACAAUUUGACUGGUCAAAUUCCAGCAAAUCUCAUUGGAAAACCAGGACUUAUCAUCAGAACUUCCGGCAAUAGUUUCUUGUCACCUCCAGCACCUUGAGAUAAAGACUUUCCUUUUGUCAAGAUUUUUUGCGUGCUUGGAUUAUUCUGAUUUUGGUGGAAAUUCUUCAUUUUCAACUCGAAAACCGAAGGUCGAACUUCAACUCAACCUUCUCUUGAUAAGAGCAUAUAGAUUUAUUUUUUUGACUUGGAGUGUACUUUCUGAUUGGUGGAACAGAUUCAUUCAACUUUGAUUCUCAGUUCCCUGAAAGUUAGAAUGUUCUGUUAUCAUUGUAUAGGCAUUAUUUAUUAUUUUAUUAAAAAAGGUCAUGCCUUUUUGGUGUUUUUUGUUUUUCA